GCGGCAGACCGGCAGGAGCAGCAGGAGACGGGGAAGAGGCGGUGAGACGGAAGCCGUGAGGAGGCGAAUCAUUCGGGACGGAGAAGGAUGAGGCGGGAUGUGCGCAUUCUCCUCCUGGGAGAAGCCCAGGUGGGGAAAACCUCGCUGAUCAUGGCCCUGGUGGGUGAAGAAUUCCCUGAAGAGGUGCCUCCCCGUGCAGAAGAAAUCACAAUCCCAGCCGACGUCACCCCUGAGAAGGUUCCCACCCACAUCGUGGACUACUCAGAGGCAGAGCAAACAGAAGAGGAGCUCCGAGAGGAAAUUAACAAGGCAAACGUGGUCUGCAUGGUGUAUGACGUCACGGAAGAGUCCACCAUUGACAAGAUUCGGACAAAAUGGAUCCCGAUGGUGAACGGUGGAGCCGAAAAGUGUUCCAGGAUCCCCAUCAUCCUCGUGGGAAAUAAAUCUGACUUGCAGACAGGAAGCUCCAUGGAAACCAUCUUGCCCAUCAUGAACCAGUUCUCGGAGAUUGAGACCUGCGUAGAGUGCUCUGCAAAGAACUUGAAGAAUAUCUCCGAGCUCUUCUACUAUGCCCAGAAAGCAGUUCUGCAUCCGACGGCUCCUUUGUACGACCCAGAGGAGAAACAGCUGCGACCAGCAUGUACACGAGCACUCACUCGGAUUUUUAACAUGUCUGACCAGGAUAACAACCAGAUCCUAAGCGACGACGAGCUGAACUAUUUCCAGAAGUCCUGCUUUGGAAACCCAUUGGCCCCUCAAGCUCUUGAAGACGUGAAAAUGGUGGUCUGGAAGAACACGACAGAUGGGGUCCAGGACAACGGCCUGACGCUCAACGGCUUCUUGUUUCUCAAUACUCUCUUCAUCCAACGAGGACGACAUGAAACCACAUGGACCAUCCUGCGCCGCUUUGGCUAUGACGAUGCUCUAGAGCUUACAGAUGACUAUCUCUGCCCACUAGUCCGGGUGCCGCAUGACUGCUCCACGGAACUCAAUCACUUUGCCUAUCAGUUCCUGCAGAGGAUGUUUGAGAAGCACGACAAGGACCGUGACGGCGCCCUCUCCCCGGCUGAGCUGCAGAGCUUCUUCAGCGUGUUCCCCUGCGUGCCCUGGGGCCCCGAGCUCUACCACACGGUAUGCACCACUGAUAAAGGCCUGCUUUCCCUGCAUGGAUUCCUCUGCCAGUGGACGCUGGUGGCCUACCUGGACAUCCAUCGCUGCUUGGAGCACCUGGGCUAUCUGGGCUACCCCAUCUUCUCUGAACAGGACUCCCAGGUCCACGCCAUCACAGUUACACGGGAAAAAAGAAUCGACCUGGAGAAGGGCCAGACCCAUCGGAAUGUCUUCCUCUGCAAAGUGGUUGGGUCCCGGGGUGCCGGCAAGUCUGCGUUCCUGCAGGCCUUCUUGGGGAAAAACAUGGCUGCCCAGAGUGAGUCCAAGGGAAAAGAAGUCUCCUAUACUAUCAAUACAGUUCAAGUCAAUGGACAAGAAAAAUACCUAAUACUUCACGAGAUUGAUGUGGAUGCGGAGUUUGCAAAGGCAUCAGAUGCGUCUUGUGAUGUUGCCUGCUUAUUGUAUGAUUUGACGGAUCACAAGUCUUUCAACUACUGUGCUAGUGUUUAUAAGACACCUCAACGACAUCGAUCUGGGAGCUGCUUCUUUCUGGAUCCGCAUCGCUUUGGGAGCCACAGUUGCUGCCGUUGUAGGUGUCACGCUUUACAAGGCGAUGGCGAAAAACAAAUAGAGGAGGAGGAGAAAGAAGAAGAAGCCACCAACCCUCUUUCUUCCUCCUUCCUUUCCCCCCUGGCUCUACAAAACCAGCUCCAUUGCCCUUGAGCAAGCAGCAUGCCACACAGGAAAGGGGAAGAGAUUGCCACCCGGAGAAUAGCUUUUCCCUUGACCUCUUUUACUCUCACUGCAGGGGGAGCUGGGUAGGAUGGACGGCCACCAUUGCAGCACCAGCAGAAGCCGAAAUCAUUGCAGGAAAUCAUCUCACAGGCAAGACUCCGCUUCGCAUUCCGUCUCCAAAAAGUACAUUUUCCACACUCAGGGAGUGCCUCCCCUCAGCCAUAGUUAUCUUCCGUGACCUCUAGAUGCAUCUCAAGGCUCCACUGCACUUUUUGUACCACCCUGGGAGGUUUUUCUUCAAAGCCUGAAGCCAUUGCAACAAAAUGAAUUAUUAUUCCUUUUUUUAAAAAAAGAAAGACUUCUGUUUUAUGGGAUCCUCAGGCACAAGGGGGAAGGGGCUUAGAGAGCCUAACAAAAAAAAAAAAUCACUGUGCGCCGCUUGGUUCUGGAAGCCACCGGAAGGGCUGUCCCUUGUGUCUUGUUUUGUACUGAAGAUGCGGAUGCGCUCAACCAUCAUUGUGGGGGACGGGACCGAACAGGGUUUAGCACUCUUUGACAUCACACAAGGAAUACAUGUGCUAGGACAAAAGGGACAUCGAAUGAGGAAACCCAGAAAGCAUGCCAUUGAUUGCUUCAACAAUGAAUGUAUAAUGGCCUUUCUGCGAUACGCUCCCUUCGAGCGCAUUAUGUCUCCCAGUACUACAGACGUCAACUUGCUGCAUGUUUGUAUGAGCUACCUUCACCUUUUUUCGCAUUGUUAUUCUGGGUUCACAUUGCUAUGGCAACCACCUGGAAAGCCUCUAACCACCUCUUUUUUUCUUAGGUAGGUUGGCAGGGACCAUCUCCCAUCCUCCUGACUUGGACGGGCUGAUGGGAUUUGGAGAAUUCCAAGUUCUCCACGGCUCUGAAAAGGUGAAGGUGUGUGAGAUGGUUGUUUAGCAGUGUUAACUGUUGUUUCUAUUAGGGAAGGUUUGGCCUUCCAAUGGUAAUUACCAUGAUUGGGUUGCCGGCUUUGAGAACUGGAAGAGGGCUUUUGCACCUUGUUAAUAUAGGAGAGGGAACGUUUGCAGGUAUUGCUUGUCACACCAGAAAUUCACUGUUUGGCUCAACCAUUAAUGGUACAAGAGUCCUCCAUUGCACAUUGGCAUCGCUAAUCUAGCAGGCAUGAGCCAACUUCACCCCCCCUUCCAGGAAUGGUGGGAGCUGAAGUCCAAAACACCUGGAGGAGGACCGAAGUUGGCCCAUGCCUGUUCUAGAGUAAUCUUGAUUAACAGUGGGGCCGUUGUCUGCUGCUUUCCGCCCCCCUGCCCCCCCCCCCCAGCUCUUCUUGCUCAUCUCUAUGAAAGCCUGACAGCUACAGAUGUAAGAGUUGGCGUUCUCCUAGCUUCUUGCUUUGCUUUCCAGCAAGGGCCACUGCAAGAAAAGAUGGGAGGCAGACCUGAUGUCCAGUGCAACCCACCUUUCUUUUUCUUUUUUUAAUCCAUCCUCUGCUUUAAAUAUAUAUAUAUAUAGUUGUGUAAAUAUGUAUAUGAAAAAGGGAAUGCUUUCCUGCCCUCGGUAGUGAGUAAGCCACUUGGGAAACAUUAAAAAAACCAAGCUUUUAAAAAAACAGUGCAGCGUUCAGCCAUUCCUGCGCUGUUCCUGGGAAGGGAGAGAGUGGGUCUUUUUCAAGGAGGGUCCUUAAUCUUUUUUGAGGAGGGUCCUUAUUCCCCUGUGCGUCUUGCUGGUUUUUGUUUUAUUUUUGAAUACAAAACUCAGUUUGGGAUGCAGACACUUACGUCCUCAGUAAAUAAAAGCAGCUUCUCUUUUGCCAGCUCUGUGCCGCCCGGUUGUGCCUGCGUAGGAGAGACAUGGCCAGUGUUUGAGAAAGUUACCUUUCGGAGCUCUGGCUCCCAGGAUCUCCCAACCAGUUUGUCCAUUGACUAAUAUGUUGCCUGAACAAUUCUGAAAAAGGGGAGUGUUUCCAACUAUUGGAGACAUGAAGCUGUCAAUGGGACCCAGGAGGACACAACUGUUUGCACUGUUUCCACAGCUAUAACUGUACUUAUAACACCACCAGGACACUUCAAACAUGAUCCAUACUGUUGCUUAGGAAGGGUAAUUUAUUUUGAGGUGUAUCCACACCAGACAGUUACAGCAGUUUGAUUCUGCUUUAAGUGUCAUGGCUCCAUCCUUUAGAAUCCUGGGAUUCGUCAUUGAGUAUUUGUAACUCAAUAGUUCAGGAUUAUUGGGGUUAGGAACCUGGAAUUAUCUUGCCUGCUACCCCAAAAGGGAGCUAGUCUGGACCUUAUUGACAGACAUCACAAGUGCCUUGCCAAACUAGAAAUCCCAGGAUUCCACUGGAUGGAGCCAAGACAGCAGAAGUGGCAUCCUUCUACUUCCUUUGGAUUGGGUCAUUUAUGCCACCUCCACUCCUACCUUGAAUGGGGUGUGUGUGUGUGUUUCUGGGCAUUUCUUAAGUCUUCUAGUACAAUUCUAUGGUCAAAUGGAAUCAUACUGAAGGAUCUAGAAAUGCUUAGAGAAGUGUUGUCUUGGGUGGAAAACAACAACAGUGGGCUUAAAUUUAUGUUUUUUGCACUUUGGUGCAGCUUCCUGGCCCUGAACCCUCACAAAUGUGGAGAGCCAACAUUAAGAUAAGUUAAAACAAGGCCUGCCUUUUGAACCUCUUUAUACGUUUUUUAAAAGUAUAGAGUUAUGGGCCAAUGGGGAAAACUGCAGAGAAGCAGGUCUUGAAUCCCAGUUGUCGUUUGUGUCUUUUUGAGCAUAGUCUCAUCAGAUGUAUUUAUUUAUCGUGUCAGGGGCAACCAGACAAUUGUAUUACAUUUCUAACAGAACAAAACAAACAGACACAAAACAAAAUUUGCAAGCUUGGCAGUUGAUUAAAUGUCCUUUGACCAGUA
Anolis sagrei ordinatus is the source of this 4745-nucleotide messenger RNA. RefSeq names its product ras homolog family member T2 (gene RHOT2). Gene Ontology annotation, molecular function: GTP binding; calcium ion binding; GTPase activity. The record is from RefSeq and is a predicted model, not a curated record. Lineage: Eukaryota; Metazoa; Chordata; Lepidosauria; Squamata; Anolidae. Gene Ontology annotation, cellular component: mitochondrial outer membrane. Gene Ontology annotation, biological process: small GTPase-mediated signal transduction; mitochondrion organization; mitochondrion transport along microtubule.